This is a messenger RNA of Eurypyga helias (sunbittern), 980 nucleotides long. It is a transcript of the gene SPOUT1, whose product is annotated as chromosome unknown open reading frame, human C9orf114. NCBI's taxonomy places the organism in Eukaryota, Metazoa, Chordata, Aves, Eurypygiformes, Eurypygidae. Bases 24 to 980 code for a protein of 318 amino acids. The transcript has 9 exons. Gene Ontology annotation, cellular component: spindle pole centrosome; mitotic spindle; kinetochore. The record is from RefSeq and is a predicted model, not a curated record. Gene Ontology annotation, molecular function: miRNA binding. Gene Ontology annotation, biological process: maintenance of centrosome location; miRNA processing.
CAGAGAAGAAGAAAUGGAAGGAAAUGAAGCUACUGAAGAAACUGGAAAAACAGCGGAUGCGGGAGCUGGCAGAGAAACACGCUGAGAAGCAGGAGGAGCAGAAGGAAGACAAAGGGCGUCACUACACGCUGAGCGUAGCCCUGCCGGGCUCGAUCCUGAACAACGCCCAGUCGCUGGAGCUGCGGACGUACCUUGCUGGGCAGAUUGCUCGGGCCUGUGCCAUCUUCUGUGUGGAUGAGAUCGUAGUGUUCGAUGAGCACGGAGAGGAUGUGAAGAGUGUGGAGGGGGACUUUGAAGGAAUCGGGAAGAGAGGCAAGGCGUGUGUGCAGCUGGCUCGGAUCCUGCAGUACUUGGAGUGUCCUCAGUACUUGAGGAAAUCCUUUUUUCCAAAACACGAGGAUCUGCAGUUUGCAGGGCUCCUCAACCCCCUGGACAGCCCCCACCACAUGCGGAUGGAUGAGGAUUCGGAGUACCGAGAAGGUGUAGUGUUGGACCGGCCAACUAAGCCAGGCAGAGGCUCUUUUGUUAACUGUGGGUUGCGGAAGGAGGUACAGAUCGACAGGCAGCUGAAACCCGGUCUGCGAGUCACUGUGCGCCUGGAGGAAUCCCAGAAGCCAGAAACGAAAGCGCGGAAAGGCACCGUGGUGUCCUCGCACCACCCUCGGACAGUCUCGGGCUUGUACUGGGGUUACACUGUCCGCCUUGCCUCCUGCCUGAGUGCUGUCUUUUCGGAGUGCCCGUUCAAGGAAGGCUACGAUCUCUCCAUUGGGACUUCGGAGCGGGGCAGCUCCGUGGACCAGACCACUCUGCCCUCCUUCAGGCAUGCCCUUGUCGUGUUUGGAGGUCUUGAGGGCUUGGAAGCUGGAGUUGACGUGGACCCAAACCUGGAGGUCACCGACCCAAGCGUCUUGUUUGACUUCUACCUGAACACUUGUCCCUGCCAAGGCAGCAGAACCAUCCGGACCGAGGUAGGGGGCUAA